AAAAAAUAAAAAUUUUUAAAUUUUUUUUUUAAAAAAUCAUCAUCAUCACCAGGCUCACCAGCGGCUCAGGAGCCAUGGCCGCCAUGUUUUUGCUUCACUUGCACUCCCGCGUCUCCGUCUCUAGAUUUGGCAUUGCCCAAUCGCCGACGCGCUCUCUUCUCACCAGGGCGAGCCUCCCAUUCCCACCGGAGAAGGCGCAGUUCCACGGAGAGCUUGAAGCCGCCGUCGAUGUCGUGGAGCGCGCCUGCCGGCUCUGUGUUGAUGUCAAGAAAUCCCUCCUAUCGAGCAAAGGUCGGAUCUUUGAGAAGAACGACCAGACUCCAGUCACCAUUGCGGAUUUUGGAGUGCAGGCUCUGAUCAGCUUGGAGUUGGGCAGGUUGUUUCCUUCUAUCCCUUUGGUGGCUGAAGAGGACUCCGCCUUCUUGAGGUCGAGCACUGCGGAUUCAGAAAAGGAUGGAGAUACUUCCCUUGCGGACUUGGUGCUGAGUGCUGUGCUUGAGAAGGCAAGCGAUGGGUACAAAUCUUUAACAAUGGAUAAUGUCCUGAAAGCCAUUGAUAGGGGAGGAAAGGAUGCGUUCUCUUUUGAUUCCAAGCCUGCUACGUAUUGGGUUCUUGAUCCCAUUGAUGGAACUCGAGGUUUUCUAAAAGGAAUUGAAGCAUUAUAUGUGGUGGGUUUGGCCCUUGUGGUAGAAGGAAAGAUCAUACUAGGUGUAAUGGGCUGCCCAAAUUGGAAAGAGGAUUCUUUGUCUCCUAAAUCUUCUGAUAAUGAAACUGGUAUAUCUGGAUCUGGGGUGGUUAUGGUUGCACAUGUAGGUUGUGGAACAUGGACUAGAAGGUUAUUUCAAGAUGUAAUGAGCAACCUAAUGAUAUGUCAGGAUGGAUGGAAGAGAUGCUUCGUUGAUGGAUGCAAGUUGGUGCAUGAGGCACGAUUUUGUAUCCCUGAGAGUCAAACCUGGGAUUCACUGCCAUUUUCUGUUUCGUUCAGCUCAACUACUGAUGCUCAAAGUGUCACAGACGAAGGAAAGGUUUUGGUUUUGCCGACUUGUUGUGGCAGUCUUUGCAAGUACCUCAUGGUUGCUACUGGUAGAGCUUCUGUUUUUAUUGUUCGUGCGAAGAUUAAAACAGUGAUAAAGGUUUGGGAUCAUGCUGUUGGUGUGAUCUGUGUUCAUGAAGCAGGGGGGCAGGUUACUGACUGGAGUGGGAGCCCUCUGAAUCUUUCUGUGGACAAAGCAGAGCGGAGAAUCCUGUACCCAUCAGGUGGUGUUCUUGUGUCCAAUGGCAGACUAAACGAGCAAUUAUUGAAAAUAAUCUCUUCCAAUUCAUCAGUAUUAUGAAGUGUAAUCUUGUUGUAUAUAUCUGAAUUCACAGUUUCAAUUAUUCAUUGAUUCGACACAAGCACACAAUGUUUACCAACAGCAUUUGAGUAACAAAUGCAGAUUCAUUUUGUAAAACAAAAUUCAAAACAGCAAGUGGAAAUAUUAUACAAGUUAAUUUUCCUUGUG
Molecule: messenger RNA, 1502 nt
Organism: Dioscorea cayenensis subsp. rotundata (Guinea yam)
Lineage: Eukaryota; Viridiplantae; Streptophyta; Magnoliopsida; Dioscoreales; Dioscoreaceae
Product: putative PAP-specific phosphatase, mitochondrial
Exons: 9
Coding region: 75-1334 (419 amino acids)
Biological process (GO): sulfate assimilation
Molecular function (GO): 3'(2'),5'-bisphosphate nucleotidase activity
Source: RefSeq, a predicted model, not a curated record